This is a messenger RNA of Meriones unguiculatus (Mongolian gerbil), 5458 nucleotides long. RefSeq names its product netrin 1 (gene Ntn1). The record is from RefSeq and is a predicted model, not a curated record. Gene Ontology annotation, molecular function: protein binding. The transcript has 7 exons. Bases 173 to 1984 code for a protein of 603 amino acids. NCBI's taxonomy places the organism in Eukaryota, Metazoa, Chordata, Mammalia, Rodentia, Muridae.
AGCUGGCAAGCCCGCGCUGACACAGGACGCGCCUGCAAGCCGCCAGCGGGAGGCUCUCGGCCGUCCGGCGCGCGGGCUCCUCGGCCGGGGCCGGGCAAACUUUUCUUUCUCUUUAGCCAUUACUUCGAGGCGCCGGGCGCGGCGGGGCCCGGGGCGCGCCGGCCGCGGCACGAUGCGCGCCGCGUGGGAGGCGCUGGCGGCGCUGGCGGCCGUGGCGUGCCUGGCGGGCGCGGCGCGCGGCGGGCCCGGGCUCAGCAUGUUCGCCGGGCAGGCGGCGCAGCCCGAUCCCUGCUCGGACGAGAACGGGCACCCGCGCCGCUGCAUCCCGGACUUCGUCAACGCGGCCUUCGGCAAGGACGUGCGCGUGUCCAGCACCUGCGGCCGGCCCCCGGCGCGCUACUGCGUGGUGAGCGAGCGCGGCGAGGAGCGGCUGCGCUCCUGCCACCUCUGCAACGCGUCCGACCCCCGCAAGGCGCACCCGCCCGCCUUCCUCACCGACCUCAACAACCCGCACAACCUGACGUGCUGGCAGUCCGAGAACUACCUGCAGUUCCCGCACAACGUCACGCUCACGCUGUCGCUCGGGAAGAAGUUCGAGGUGACCUACGUGAGCCUGCAGUUCUGCUCGCCGCGCCCCGAGUCCAUGGCCAUCUACAAGUCCAUGGACUACGGGCGCACGUGGGUGCCCUUCCACUUCUACUCCACGCAGUGCCGCAAGAUGUACAACCGGCCGCACCGCGCGCCCAUCACCAAGCAGAACGAGCAGGAGGCCGUGUGCACCGACUCGCACACCGACAUGCGGCCGCUCUCGGGCGGCCUGAUCGCCUUCAGCACGCUGGACGGGCGGCCCUCGGCGCACGACUUCGACAACUCGCCCGUGCUGCAGGACUGGGUCACGGCCACCGACAUCCGCGUGGCCUUCAGCCGCCUGCACACCUUCGGCGACGAGAACGAGGACGACUCGGAGCUGGCGCGCGACUCCUACUUCUACGCCGUGUCCGACCUGCAGGUCGGCGGCCGCUGCAAGUGCAACGGGCACGCGGCGCGCUGCGUGCGCGACCGCGACGACAGCCUGGUCUGCGACUGCCGGCACCACACGGCCGGGCCCGAGUGCGACCGCUGCAAGCCCUUCCACUACGACCGGCCCUGGCAGCGCGCCACGGCCCGCGAGGCCAACGAGUGCGUGGCCUGCAGCUGCAACCUCCAUGCUCGGCGCUGCAGAUUCAACAUGGAGCUCUACAAGCUGUCGGGGCGCAAGAGCGGGGGCGUCUGUCUCAACUGCCGCCACAACACUGCCGGCCGCCAUUGCCACUACUGCAAGGAGGGCUUCUACCGAGACAUGGCCAAGCCCAUCACCCACCGGAAGGCCUGCAAAGCCUGCGAUUGCCACCCUGUGGGUGCUGCCGGCAAGACCUGCAACCAGACCACGGGCCAGUGCCCCUGCAAGGACGGCGUGACGGGCAUCACCUGCAACCGCUGUGCCAAAGGCUACCAGCAGAGCCGCUCGCCCAUUGCUCCCUGCAUCAAAAUUCCUGUAGCACCACCCACCACUGCGGCCAGCAGCGUGGAGGAGCCUGAAGACUGUGACUCCUACUGCAAGGCCUCCAAAGGGAAGCUGAAGAUGAACAUGAAGAAAUACUGCAGGAAGGACUAUGCCGUCCAGAUCCACAUCCUGAAGGCAGACAGAGCAGGGGACUGGUGGAAGUUCACAGCGAACAUCAUCUCCGUGUACAAGCAGGGCACAAGUCGCAUUCGCCGUGGUGACCAGAGCUUGUGGAUCCGCUCUCGAGACAUCGCCUGCAAGUGCCCCAAGAUCAAGCCCCUCAAGAAGUACCUGCUGCUGGGCAAUGCCGAGGACUCGCCUGACCAGAGUGGCAUCGUGGCGGACAAGAGCAGCCUGGUGAUUCAGUGGCGGGACACAUGGGCACGGCGGCUGCGCAAGUUCCAGCAGCGGGAGAAGAAGGGCAAGUGCAAGAAGGCCUAGCGCGGAGGUGGCGCGGGCUGCAGGAGGGCGGCCAGCCAUGGACUUGGCCCGCCAGGGUUUUCCCCAGAGGGUGGGGGCGGGGCGAAGUCUGAGUGGGGCGGGGCCCCCUGGGGCUCCGCCCCAGCCCCACCCUCCCACCCCUGGCUGCACUCUUGUGCGCAUGGCAGAAAGUACCCUGUUGACAGGCCAGGCCCUGGAGAAAUGAGGACAAGACAUAUAGCUACCUCACGGCGGCGCUCCUUCCAGAACAGAGAUGCGCUUCCCUAGGGCAAGGUGGGGGUCGCCGUGGAGGGGUUAGGGGUCCCCGCGAGGAGGGCACAGAACGGCACAGUGGACCAUAGCCGCUGUGUUUGAGAAGAACUGUGAAUUUUCGGGCCUGCAGCUUGGGCAGGAACAACCAGUCCGCCACCAGACACUAGCAAAGCCCCUUCCUUUCUCCAUCACCCGCUGUCUAGGAAUUCCCACAGGACUCCAGACUCUGACAACAGGUCCCCAUGUCAAAGGGCCAAAUGGCACUGGCAUCAGCCAGCUUUGGGUCUCCACUGCCACCUGCUGGGCUGGUCUCCUGGGUGGAGUUCAUCAACUGUAUGUAGGCCAGGAGGCUCCUCCUGGGGCCUGCCCUACCCCAGUGGGGGUUGGCCCAGGCCCCUGGCCCACCAGAGGGCCUGAGGACCCUGAAGCCCUAGCCGGGUGGUCACUGCCUCCGCUGGAGCUGCCUGUGGGAGGAGGCACUGCAAACCAAAACCUCCCAGCGCGUUUCCUUUUUGGAAACUUGGAAACGGCCCCUUUUAUGACAUUUUCCAGAGGAGGGGGAGGGGGUGUUGGCGGGGUGUAGGGCAGUGACACUAUUUGUGUAAUGACAUCAGCUCCCAUAAGGCCUCACAGCAAUGUCAACAGCUGGAAAGGGCCUGGUCAGGCCUGGAAUGCCAGCGGCUGUAGAGGCGGUUUGGGCUGGGCUUGGGGGAAGGGGCUUGCUUGACAGGGCGGGGCUGCUGCUCAGCAAGGUGCCUGGUGUCCACGCUGUAGGCAGGCCAGGCCAGGAGUGGUCAGGUUGCUAGGGUCCAAGGAAGCUGUGAGUGUUUUACUGUUGCUGCCCCCAAGGGAACAGCUGGCUCCCAAGGGAAGGAACAGGCUCCUAGGUUCAGAAGCCCACUGUAGCUUGCAGCUGCCUUGGUCUAGCCUGGGCACUUGUGUCCAGCCCUCUCUCUCUCUUUCGCUCUCUCUCUUUCUCUCUCACUGGUUCUUUGUGGAGGGCCCCAGGCCUUCCUGUGUACCUAGCCCUCUCUUCUCUCAGAGGCUUAAUGUCCUCAUGCAGGCAGCUCCAAGCUUCCCUUCCGGCUGCUUCCCAGGCCCCCUUUUGCCUUCCCUGCCUCACGCCCCGCACCCUGGAUGAGGCCUGGCUUCCCUCUCAGUCAGGAAAUUGGUUUCAUUUCCCCUGCCCAUUUGGCUGCCACAAAGGGCCACACCAGGAAUGAAGCCCAGCCCCUUAGUGACACGACUCCCUCUGUUUCUCCUGCCGCUGCCACGUUGCCACUGCCAUUACUGAGCACCCGCUUGGUGCCAGGCACUUUACCUGUAUGCCCCUGGCCAGUCUUCAUCACAAGCCCAUGAGACAGGAAUUGGUUCUUGUCCUCAUUUUCACCAGUAACGUGUCCACAUGCCCGAGGUCACCCCAGCACCAGCACUCCGACCCUGGCCUUACCAGAGCUACACACCAGCUGUUAGCCCACUUGGCACCCCUACAGCAGGUGGGCGGGGCUUAUCACUGAGACCCAGGCAGCUUGCCUCUAGAGAACCUUGAAAAUACGAGCCUGGAGUAGGGUCUGGGAUAGACAGUGUGGGGCGCAGGAGUGGACUCCCCGGAGCAAAGCCUCAGGGUCCAGGAAGAGAGGUGUUAGCCACGUGAGCCUAGCGAGGUGGCUUGGCUGUUCAAGUGUGGGAAGGCGGGCUGGAGGACUUGAGAGACUGACAGAGAGCACACAGACAUGCUCGGGGAAGGCUCGUGUGGCUUCCCCGGUCCAAGCCUGAGACUGAUGGGCAAGGGCCACUAUCCAGGCCCAGACAGCCAGUGUGGUUUGUUGGGUGCCAUCCGCGGCAAACACCAGCACACUGCAUGGCGUCCGCCCUGGCCACCUUCGACCAUGAGUCUUGGGUUCCAGUCUCACCUGGUGUCCACCGAAGCCCCUUAACUAGGGGCCCCCUGCUAAGCAAUAAGACAUCUUGCUGGAAAUCUACCAGGGCCUCCUGCCCUGUCCCCCAUGGCCUGGCCAUUGGGAAUUACAUUGCAUGGCCAGAUGAGCCAAGUUGUGGAGGAGGUCAGUGCUGAGAUAGCAGGGUUUGUCACCUCUGUUCUGGGCCUAGCCCAAAUCCAGCCCACCUCUCCUCUGUCUGGGGGCCAAGCCUUGAGGAAGCAGCUGUCUCCUGCCCACUCCUGACCCCACCCUAGGGAGGAGGCAGAAAGGGGAAAGAAGACAUCCUAUUUGUACAGUUAGGGAGGGAUGCAGAAUGGAAGUAGGUUUUGAGUUUGAGAGUGUAUUAACAGAGUUGUGGUCUGUAGGUCUUUGAAGAAAACCAUUCCAGGUUACUCACUCACCAGUCGGGGCUCCCCAGCCGUCCUUUUGCUUAGCAGCUGGGGAGCCUGGUGCCCCUGCCAUUGGAAUGCCUCCUUUGCUGACAGACAGCGGCACAAUGGUGUGGGGUAAAGGAAAUGGCAUGCUCCCCGGUAUACCUGUGAGCUGUGGCCUCUGGCCCGAGCUUCUGUCCUGGAAAGCAGGGUGGGAGGCAGGACCAUCAGGCUCCUUCAGAUGGGAGGGAGGAUCAAAGCCCAGGGAGGCUGAAGUGGCCUGAGGGCCUUUCUAGAACUGGGCCUCAGUAGUUCCAUACAGGCGAUGAGUACAGGCUGUCUUAGAAUUGCCCCAAGCUGGAACAAGACUGAAAUUAAGAGACCCUUUGGGAAAUGGUUCCCCUAGGUCUCCAUGCUUCACGGACUCCACCCAGGAAGCCUAGAGAGUGGGCAGAUCAAGCUCACUGAUGGGCUACGGUUCACACAGACAUUCCUGUGGACCCGAGCCAUGCCAUACCCCAGGGGUAUCAAAGUUGUCUUUGUGGGGCCUUGCCCCUGCCAAAAACCAAGCCAGCUCACCUCCUGUGCCAGUGGACAUGCUUCCCCUUUCCCUGCUCUGGACACACCCUCCCUCCUGUGUUACCGAUUCUGCUCACUCAGAACUGUAAAUGUUUAGUUGUGACCAUGACAUAUUGUUUGGGUCAGUGUCCUUUCCAAUGCAUACUAAUAUAUUAUGGUUAUUAUAUAUGAAUAUAUUUAAUGACAUGGAGAAAGUUGUGGAUUUUCUUUUUUUUUUUUUUUAAGGGUUUUUUGUUGUUAGAGUUGGAAUGGACCCAGAUGAACUUGUAACGUGGGCCCUACAUGAUAGAACUAAAUUCAGAUCUCAUUAAAUAAACUCUUGUAUACUGUUA